Zingiber officinale is the source of this 1157-nucleotide messenger RNA. RefSeq names its product transcription factor IBH1-like 1. Gene Ontology annotation, biological process: regulation of DNA-templated transcription. The transcript has 2 exons. The record is from RefSeq and is a predicted model, not a curated record. NCBI's taxonomy places the organism in Eukaryota, Viridiplantae, Streptophyta, Magnoliopsida, Zingiberales, Zingiberaceae. Bases 207 to 812 code for a protein of 201 amino acids.
AACAUGUAUCUCAGUUAGAUGAGAAGCCAGAGGGAUAAAAAGGUAUAGGAUCCUCAAGAAAUAAUGUCACAUGUUAUGCUUCUAUGGAAAUCCUACUUGGAGACACACAUUGUCUCUCUUCCUCUCUCGAUAUAAGCAAAGAGAGCCUUUAACUCAGUGUCAAGUUUUACAUUGCUUUUCCACUCUCGAAUUUGCAAGCAGCCAACAUGCAACUCACAAGCUCAUUCAAGUUAGUUUUUCUCAAACAAAUGCUCCGGGGGUUUCUGCUAUCUGAUGCUUCAUCCAAUAGCAUGAGCUUCCAUGAGAGGAAAAAUGCCAUCAAGCUCUCAGCUGACGCUGCAAUAGCCUUUGCUAGAGGCAGAACCAGAUGGUCUCAGGGUCUCAUCACAAACCUCUCCAAGAAUGAGAAGAACAAGGAAAUACUCAAAAGUCUCCUAGGAAGGGAGUAUGAUAACUUACGCAAGCCAUGCAGCAACUCGUUGAAGAUUCCUAGAUCGAAGAAGAUACUCAGAAGGUGCUUAAGGAUGUGUUCAAGGAGGAAGAAGGCAGGAAGAGCACAGCAUAUCUGUAAAAGCAUCCUUGCAAAGGCAUUGGCCAAGAAGAGGAUCCAAGUGCUUAAAAAGCUUGUACCUGGAGGUGAGUCUAUGGAUGGGUUCUCCUUACUAGAUGAAACUUUGGACUAUGCUAUGUCUCUUAAAGCUCAGGUUGAUGUAAUGCGACGUCUUCUGAAAACUUCCAAAGCCUCAUUGAAUAUCAAAGCCCCCACAGAAUCCACAAUGCAAGUAAAGCAGCCAUCACUUGCAGGCAAAUGAAAGCUUGGGGACAAGGAGGCAUAGAUUUCACAGCCAGAGGUCAUCUUUGAAGGCCUCGCAAAGCCUAAAGUCCACAUGCAAGCAUGUUUUCUGUCAAGAAGGAAACUUAGAUAGCUAGGAUUGGCCAUCCUUUGUUCUGUAUUCAAACUUUGCUGCAAAAUGUUAAAUGUCAUAUGAAGGCCAACUUGUCCAAUGUUUGAGGUCGUAUAGCAGUGUAGAAGUGUAAUUAAAGAGAGGAUUAAGUUGGAGUUUAUUUCUGGGAGUAGGUGUCACUAGCUAAAUUCAAUAUGAAUCCUAGUGAUAAAUGGGAAACCAUCUCCCGGACACAACAACAUUUGAAAGAAA